Molecule: messenger RNA, 7447 nt
Organism: Heteronotia binoei (common prickly gecko)
Lineage: Eukaryota; Metazoa; Chordata; Lepidosauria; Squamata; Gekkonidae
Gene: CRB2
Product: crumbs cell polarity complex component 2
Exons: 13
Coding region: 186-4553 (1455 amino acids)
Biological process (GO): heterophilic cell-cell adhesion; establishment or maintenance of epithelial cell apical/basal polarity
Cellular component (GO): plasma membrane; protein-containing complex
Molecular function (GO): calcium ion binding
Source: RefSeq, a predicted model, not a curated record
GACAGUGAGUCUGUCCAGCCUGUUAGUGCAAAGCAUGGAUUCAGCCAGCGUCUCAGCAUCUGAGAGUGUGGUGUUGGUUGUCUCUUAAGUCUGGGAUGUAGGGAGAACCAGCAAUCGUGGCCAGGACCCGGCCUUUGAGAUUGCUUUUGAUCAGGGAUAGAUAUAUGCUGUCCUUCUAGCCUGCCAUGAAGUUCAGUGCUGCUCUGCUGCUGUUUCUCUCCCUAUGGCUUUGGGGACUUGCAUCUUCUGAAUUGGGCAGCAGCUGCUACUCAUCCCCAUGUAAGAAUGGAGGGACCUGUGAGGAUGCAGAAGGGAGCUACAGAUGCCUCUGUCCUCAGAAUCCUCUGGCAUAUGUGGGAUGGAACUGUGAGCUCCUGUAUGAUGCAUGUGGUGGACAUGUUUGUCCACCUGAAUGGAUUUGUAGUGGAACCCCUGGGCAGUUGAAUUACACUUGCCACUGCAGGCCAGGCCUCGUAGGUCUUGGUUGUAAUUCUGAAGCUGAUGUAUGUGAGACUGGCCCUUGUCCACAGCCUCACUUUCAGUGCAUCACAAUUACCAAUGGAUAUGGCUGCCAAUGCCAGAAUGGAGACAGCUGCCAAAUUCAGUCCUCUCUUUGUUCCAGUAAUCCCUGCCACAACAAUGGUACCUGUAUUGAGAAUGCUGGAUGGUAUACCUGUGAAUGCCAACCUGGCCAUGUUGGGACCCACUGUGAGGAGGAUGUGGAUGAAUGUGCCUCCAGCCCAUGCCAGAAUGGUGCCAUCUGCCUGGAUAGAGUCAAUGAGUACAGCUGCUUCUGUGUGCCUGGCUUCCAGGGCUACCAUUGUGAGAUAGACAUCAACGAAUGUGCUUCCCGGCCUUGCCAACAUAACAGCACCUGCCUCAACCAGAUGGACCACUAUAUUUGCCAGUGCCUGCCUGGUUACACAGGUGUGAACUGUGAUGUGGAGAUUGACGAAUGUGCAUCAGACCCUUGCUGGAAUGGUGGUAUUUGCAGUGACCACAUUGGGCUCUUCACCUGCUCUUGUAUGCCGGGCUAUGAGGGGGUCCUAUGCGAGGUGGAUAUUGAUGAGUGUCAGAGCCAGCCCUGUCUCAACGGAGGCAUGUGCCAUGACCUGGUCAACAGCUACCAAUGUGAUUGCCACAACACUGGCUUUGAAGGGCAGCAUUGUGAGCUGGAUAUUUUGGAAUGUGCCUCUCAACCAUGCCAGAAUGGUGCAACCUGUCUUGAAGGAGUUGGGCACUACAGCUGUGUUUGCUGGCCAGGGUAUGUGGGGGAGCACUGUGAAGAAGAUGUGGAUGAGUGUGCCACAGAGCCCUGCUUCAAUGGUGGCCAGUGCUACGAACGAUCCAACCAUAGCUACUAUGGAGAGCUUGUGGACUUUCCAGUUCAGUUCAGCUACCAAGAAGCUGCUGGAUUCAUCUGCAGGUGCCAGCCAGGCUUUGAUGGAGAUACCUGCUCCAUUAACAUUGAUGAAUGUGAAUCUCAACCGUGCCAGAAUGGAGGGCGCUGUGUGGAUCUGGUGAACAGCUACUGGUGUCACUGCAUGCCAGGGUACUCAGGUGUGGAAUGUGCCAUAGAUAUCAAUGAAUGUGAAGACCAUCCUUGUGAGAAUGGCGGUGCCUGUGAAGAUGGCAUUGCUGACUACAUCUGCCAUUGCAUCCCUAGUCAAGGUGGCAUUGCUUGGGGUGGGAAGAACUGUUCCGUGGAGCUCACUGGAUGUCAGGCCCACCACUGCCAAAAUGAGGCCUUGUGUGUCCCUACCUACCAGUCUGAAGUCCAUGGAUAUCUAUGCCAGUGCCAGCCUGGUUUUUAUGACUCCAUUUGCUCCACAUCAACAACCUUCUCCUUCUCUUCAAGCACCUAUCUCUUCAUCAACAUGUCAGCAUACAACAAAAGCUCAAGUGACACCUCAGAGGGUUAUCUAUCUGCUGUGGCCCUCCGGUUCCGAACCACUCUUCCUGAUGCUGUCCUUAUCUACCAAGGUCACAAAGCAGAGCAUCUGUUGCUGGAGCUCUCUGGUGGCCUUGUGCGUGUAACAUUGAUGAUGCAGGAUGCUGUGUCCUCUCUCAUCUUGGAGGCACCACAGGUGAAUGAUGGCUACUGGCACAAUGUUGAGGUCCAAUUACAAGAUUCUCUUGAACUCAAGCUGUGGCAUGAAGACUGCCAUGCAAAUGUCUGUUGGCAGAGCUACCCCCUUGCAGAAUCAUUCUCAAAUUCCUUGUUGCCCUUCUCAGAAAUAUACAUUGGAGGAACUGAUGAGAAGUUAAUGACUAACCCUAUACAAAAUUUCAUUGGUUGCCUGGAAGACCUGUACAUUGAUUCUAAGGUUGUCCUACCACAAGAAGUGAUUGGAUUGCAAUCCUCUGGAGUCCAACUGGGUUGCGAAAGGACAGACUGGUGUCUCUCCCAACCUUGUUCACAUGGUGGCCAGUGCAUUGACCUCUGGGCAGAUUUCUACUGUAACUGUUCUCGGCCUUAUGAAGGCCACACAUGCUCUUUUGAAUCUCCAGUGGUAACUUUUGGCCUAGAAAAUUCUUCAAGCUUUGCUACCUUUGCCAUUAGCAACAGCCCAGGGGCAAAUUUUAAUCUUUCAUUUUUCAUCCGGACUUUGAAGCCCAUGGGUUUGGUUUUUCAGAUUAGCAAUGGGACUGAAACUUUCCUUGCAUUUUACCUGACAGAUGGACAAUUCCAGGUACAGGCAUCAGUUGCUGCUCCCAUCAGCAUCCCUGGACACCUAGCUGAUGGCAGGAGACAUUUUGUGAUGCUUUCCUUCCAUGAAGGUUUCCUUCAUGCCACCCUUUUGAACAGAGAGGAAGAUUUGGGACCUGUGAAAGUAACUCCACUAGCAGCUGGGUCUGUGAUCCAUGUGGGUGGACUCCUGGAUGAAGACAGUGUUUCCCUCUGGGGAGGGUAUUUUAAAGGUUGUCUUCAGGACGUUCGACUUAACCAUCACCAGAUGCAGUUCUUUCCACCUAAAGAUGAUAGGCCAGAAGAAAUUUUUGUGGAACAAACCACUAAUGUGUUCCUGGGAUGUAUCUCAGAUGAUACAUGCAAGCCUGAGCCAUGUUUCAAUGGUGGUCACUGUGCUGUUACCUGGAAUGACUUUAUCUGCAGCUGCCCUGUUAACUUCACUGGAAAGAACUGUGAGGAAAGAAUUUGGUGCAAAAGUGAACCAUGCUCUCAAGCUACAACCUGUGUGGAUGUCCCUUCUGGCUAUGUCUGUCUGUCAAGUGCCACAUUUCAAGGGCACAAUGCAGUUGAAUUCACCAGCAAUGCAUCUAUAACAAGAGCCCUUUACAGCCUCCAUCUGGACUUCAGAACACGGGAUGAAGAUGCCAUCUUGUUGAGGGCUGUACAGGAGGUGGAUUCUCUCUUGGUGGCUAUCCAGAACUCCUCACUGCUGGUAGAGAUCAGGAGUGGGAAUGGCAUUGAGGGAGUGAACUUUUUCAGUCAGAUGUCCAUCUCUGAUGGCUCUUGGCACAUGCUCGUACUGUCUAUGGAAGAACCCUCAGCUACUUCCUCAAGAUGGCAGCUGUAUUUGGAUGAAUCCAUAAACACAACCCUACAGGGGCAUGCUGGGAGCCUGGACUUCAUUAAAAACAAUGCAGUUAUCAUUCUAGCUGAAAAUUUCACUGGCUGUCUUGGACAUGCUGACAUAGGGGGUGUUUUUCUGCCAUUGGCUGCCCAUACCUCAUAUCCACAGCCAGAGCAGUUCCUGCAGCUGAGCGAUGAGGCACCCCUUCUGGGCUGCAGGGGAGCGGAUGUCUGUGCCUCUAGCCCAUGCCAUCAUGCAGGCUUUUGCCAGGAUCUGUUCAAUGCUUUCCGCUGUGUUUGCAGUGCUGGGUGGGAGGGCCAACUCUGCGAGGCCAAUAUUGAUGACUGCAAAUCCAGUCCCUGUAUUCAUGGGAAGUGUGUGGAUGAAGUGGCAGAUUUCCAAUGCGAGUGUGACAAAGGCUAUAUUGGGAAGCGCUGCCACAUCAAUGUUGAUGACUGCAUUCGACACCAGUGCCAGAAUGGAGGGACAUGUGUGGAUGGAGUCUACAGCUAUACCUGCAAAUGUCCACCGCAAUACAUAGGUCCUCACUGCGAAUGGCCAUUCCCACCCGAGCAAUGUGGCAAGAACUUCACCUGUCUAAAUGGCGGCAAAUGUACAAGUGGGCCUUGGGGAGCCAACUGCACCUGCAAGCCUGGCUAUGCUGGCAGAAAGUGCCAGAUUAACAUCAAUGAAUGUGACCCUAAUCCCUGCCAAAAUGGGGGGACCUGCCAGGAUUCAGUAAACCGAUAUCGAUGUGUGUGCAGUGCCAGCUUUACUGGAGAGCGUUGUGAUGUUGAUCGACCAGCAUGGGCCCAAGUCAGCAGUUCCACGCUGGUAGGAGCGGUGGGAGCAGCAGGGGCUGCUGUUCUCAUCACCAUCUUUGGCAUCUCAGUCAUUGCCAUGAAGAAGAGGAGAGCGACUCAAGGGACCUACAGUCCAAGCCGCCAGGAGAAGGAUGGGGCAAGAGUAGAGAUGUGGAAUGUGAUCAAGCUGCCACCGAUGGAGCGGCUGAUCUGAGCACUGGCCACAGCAGGGGACGCUGUGCAUCAGCCAAAAUAGAAGACCAUUGUAGACACCCCUGGAGCUUCUCACAAGCAAGCUCAUCAGGCUCCCCCUGCUGCCCAAGCAGUAGGCAAAAAGAACUAGCAAGCCUGUUGCUUCACUGGAUCUGCUGUGCUUUGACAACACUGAACCAGAAGCAGAGGGAGAUGAAGGGGAGUACUCCAAGUGUGGAACGCUGCAUGAUCUGCUGCCAGGGACAGCUUGAGCAACAGGCAAAAUGGUACACAGCAGGGUCACUCCUGGGCCUUGGGACAGUACAAACCUUGCUUUAGCCAUUAAAAAACAGUGGGGUGACAGAAGAGGGAUGGAUGACUACAAUAGCAAGCACUUUCAUGCUGGACCUAACUAAUACACACCACACAGCUCAACAGUCUGCCUGGUUUGUCCUGCUGUGAGAAUGGGGUAUGGAGGAGCUCUUUAUAUUCUUUCCCUUCCCGGGUGAUGUAUUGCAAAACUCUGAUGUUGUGCUUUUCUGGACUGCAACCAGCUGUCAAGGGAUAUGGUACAAAGCUGGCUCAAAGUGCCUUGUGAGCAAGUUACCUGGGACCAUAUCAGCUGAUCUUGCUAAACAAGAGUGCUGUCUGAGCCUCAAGAAACAAGAGGCCCUGGCUGACAAAGCUCUCCCAACAGAGCAUCCUGGGCACUGCUUUGUAAACCUAUCUGCAGGAAGGUUUCAGGUUGUCUAAUACAGCUCUUGGCUGUUUUGUUUUUCAUGUUACUCCAGCAUGUCUCACCUGUUUUCUUUUCUCUAGCCAUAAGAAUGUUCCUUUACAGGCUGUAGUUGAAAGUAUUUUUUUAAAAAGUUAAAAUAAUCUAGAUAUAUGAACAGCUGAAUGUAUGUGAUUAGUGGCCUGAUCUACAGCACAAACCAGGAGAAACAAGGUUCUUUCUUUGUGGGUUACUGAAGCAGGGGCAAAUACACAAGAUCAAAAUCCAGUAUCUAACAUGCUAUCCCACAAAGAUAACAUUCAACAGUACAGUCAAGGGUUACUAACAUGUCCCAAAAAGGUAGCGUUGCAAUCUGCGUAUCAGGGAUGGAAGAUAAGCAGCAGGGAGAACUGGAUGACACUGAGAACUGGAUGACACUGAGGCAGUUUGCAUAGGUUAGGCAAUAACCCCUCUUCCCAUACAAAAAUUGCUCAGUUGGGCUUUUAACUCUUGUAUGCUAGCCAUGGUGAAAAAUAGGCAAUGGUGGGCACGGUGCUCGGCUGCUGCCAACCCCCCACCCCCAAUGAAAACCAGUUUGCUACUCUUUGUUGUAAAUUCUGCUUCCAGGGACAUGUACUAGUACUGACAUGAGCACCUACUUGACUGUGGCCUAAAAUCAUUAGCAUUUCUGUGUGAUUAUUACUAAUACCAGUGAGAAAUAUUUUACUAAACAAUGUCUGCUCCAAAAUACAAACCCUUGCUUAAUAAGGAGAGGUGUGAAUUCCCACAAACUGUCACAGGGAGGGAAAUCCAGCCUGCUUCACUGCUGCUCGUAAGUACAAUUACAGAAGGGUGGCUGUAAAUAUUUUGGAAAUGCUAAGAAGCCAAAGGAGACUAACAAUGCAGUGAGCCAUACCCCUGCACACACAGAGACAUUUUGUGGGCUUCCACAGCAGUUGAAGCUUUGUGAGCAGGACUGCAGCACCACCGAGUAGGGCCUGAGCAGAGGAAAAACAGCCAGAUACCAAUGGGAAGAAGCCAGAGAUUAUUUCCCUAUUCAGACCAAUGGGAUCUCCACAUUCCUGUUAAUUGUUUACUUUAGGCAAAUUCAGAUAAAUCUUUCCCCAUUCACUUCUCUUGUGUUAUCUGCCAUCAGAAUACAUUCAUUACAGGGGGAAAAAAAGCAUGUUCAAGUGCUAACCUAUUGGCACCCUUCAGAUGGACUUGUUCAGGGCCACUCAAUAGAUGUGGACAGCAGCUUUUAUGGUCCAGUGACCACAACUGAGGGACCAUACAAAGCCUUCAGCUGUGUCCUAUAAAGUCUAAGCCCUGAGAACCCAACUUCCCAACAAAGACCCUUUCUGCAAUGAAGUCAUAGAGGCCCCUUCUAGUUUUUGUUUGCACCUCUUCAGAGAGGCCUGCCUUACACAUUGAGAACUGUGGCUCACCCAAUAGAAGUGGAGCCUAUUUGUACUCUUCCUACAAGUUUAGUAUUGUUUUUGAUGUGGUCACAAGUUUUGCAAAAAGAAUAAUUUACUAUCACUUGGGCUCAACCUAUAUCUGUAAAAGUUUUCUAUGAAGUGGCAACUAUCCACCACCUUGUUCAGAUCUGUGCUCUAUUACACUAAUCACCAAACCAAGUAAGACUGGUUUUGCUUCAACCACACCAUAACAAAAUCACUAUGUGAACAAGCUUCAAGGAAACAUGAGGCCUUCUGAGCCCACUCUGCUUAGGGCUAACUCCAGGUGAGGAAAUUUCUGGAAAGUUGGAGGUGAAGAAGCCUGGGGAAGGCAGGGCGAGACCUCGAUGGGAUAUAUUACCCUAGAGUUCAUUCUUCAAAGCAGCCAUUUUCUGCAGGGGAACUGAGCCCUGUCAUCUAGAGAUGAGUUGUAAUUCCAGAUCUCCAGUACCCACCUGGAGUUUGGCAAGCCUAACUAUGCUACGAAGUCCCAGUUUUGUGUAACAGAAAGGCACAUCCCAGCCCGAGAUACCAACCAGUGUUUUUUUUAAAAAACAAACAAACAAACCUUUCUGCUGUUUAAUUUAUGAAUGCUUUUGUUUUCCACUGUGAAUUUUUGAUAUGUAAUUUUGGAUAUAUUUUUUCACAAAGCUCAUUUGCUACAAAGAUGACAUUCCUUUAAGAAAAAACUAGUGAUGGAAGUUGUAAAUUUGUACAUAUUAAAACUGUUCCACAAAGGUA